Tupaia belangeri chinensis (Chinese tree shrew) is the source of this 3953-nucleotide messenger RNA. It is a transcript of the gene NUP58, whose product is annotated as nucleoporin 58. NCBI's taxonomy places the organism in Eukaryota, Metazoa, Chordata, Mammalia, Scandentia, Tupaiidae. The transcript is spliced from 16 exons. Gene Ontology annotation, cellular component: nuclear pore. Gene Ontology annotation, biological process: nucleocytoplasmic transport. The record is from RefSeq and is a predicted model, not a curated record. Bases 170 to 1972 code for a protein of 600 amino acids. Gene Ontology annotation, molecular function: structural constituent of nuclear pore.
UUCCGCUAGUCGCUCCGCCCCCUUCGGUUCUCGCCGCCGCUGGUGCUUGCAGUUCCCGCCAGGCCCGGACUGGGCAGGAGCAAUGCUCCCAGGCCCGCCUCGGCUGUGAGGCAAGAGGAGCGUCCCAUACCCCUUUGAGUUUGCUGGCGGCAUCGAGCUUCUGGCAGCCAUGUCCACCGGGUUCUCCUUCGGGUCCGGGACCCUGGGCUCCACCACCAUGGCCGCCGGCGGGACCGGCACAGGCGGCGGUUUCUCCUUCGGGACAGGAGCAUCUAGCAACCCUUCUGUGGGGCUCAAUUUCGGAACUCUUGGAAGCACCACAACGUCAGCAACUACGACAGCUUCUUCAGGUGGAUUUGGGACUGGGCUCUUUGGAUCUAAACCUGCCACUGGGUUCACUCUUGGAGGAACAAAUACAGGUAAAGGAAUAGCAACAGCUAUAACGACAGGAUUAACUCUGGGAACGCCAGCCACUACAUCUGCAUCUACAACAGGCUUCAGUCUGGGAUUCAGUAAACCUGCAGCAUCUGCCACACCAUUCGCUCUGCCUAUUACGUCUACCUCAGCCAGUGGUCUCACUCUCUCAUCUGCUCUGACAUCAACUCCCGCAGCAUCCACAGGGUUUACUCUGAAUAAUUUGGGUGGAACAGCCACAACUACAACUGCAUCUAUAGGUCUUUCAUUAGGAGGAGCCUUGGCUGGUUUGGGAGGUUCACUUUUCCAGAAUACAAACACAGCAACAACAGGGCUUGGCCAGAAUGCUUUAGGCUUGACUUUGGGAACUACAGCAGCUACUUCAACUGCAGGCAGUGAAGGCCUCGGUGGCAUAGAUUUUAGUAGUUCAUCAGAUAAAAAAAGUGAUAAAACAGGAACAAGACCAGAGGAUAGUAAAGCACUGAAGGAUGAAAAUCUACCUCCUGUUAUCUGCCAGGAUGUUGAAAAUCUCCAGAAAUUCGUGAAGGAACAAAAACAGGUCCAAGAAGAAAUUAGUAGAAUGUCUUCCAAAGCAAUGCUUAAAGUACAAGAAGAUAUUAAGGCUCUGAAGCAGCUUCUGUCAUUGGCUGCCAGUGGAUUACAGAGAAACACUCUCAAUAUUGAUAAAUUGAAAAUAGAAACCGCUCAGGAGUUAAAGAAUGCUGAAAUAGCUUUAAGAACUCAGAAAACACCACCUGGACUUCAACAUGAAAAUACAGCUCCUGCCGAUUACUUCAGAAUCUUGGUUCAGCAAUUUGAGGUACAGCUCCAGCAGUACAGACAGCAGAUUGAAGAACUAGAAAACCAUCUUGCUACUCAAGCAAAUAAUUCACACAUAACCCCUCAAGAUUUGUCGAUGGCUAUGCAGAAAAUUUAUCAAACAUUUGUAGCUUUAGCUGCACAACUUCAGUCUAUUCAUGAAAAUGUAAAGGUGCUCAAAGAACAGUACCUUGGCUACAGGAAAAUGUUCUUGGGAGAUGCUGUAGAUGUGUUUGAAGCGAGGCGAACAGAAGCCAAGAAGUGGCAGAAUGCACCCAGAGUUACUACUGGACCCACCCCUUUCAGCACCAUGCCAAACGCAGCAGCCGUUGCCAUGGCUGCAACACUUACGCAGCAGCAACAGCCUGCUACAGGGCCACAGUCAUCUCUGGGAGUUAGUUUUGGAACGCCAUUCGGCUCAGGUAUUGGCACUGGCUUGCAAUCAAGUGGCUUAGGUUCUUCAAACCUUGGAGGAUUUGGAACUAGCUCUGGUUUUGGAUGCAGCACCACAGGGGCCUCCACAUUUGGAUUUGGAACAACAAAUAAACCCUCAGGAAGUCUUAGUGCAGGCUUUGGCAGCUCAAGCACAUCUGGGUUUAACUUCAGCAAUCCCGGCAUCACGGCAUCAGCUGGUUUGACAUUUGGUGUGUCCAAUCCUGCCUCUGCAGGUUUUGGAACAGGAGGACAACUCCUUCAGUUGAAGAAACCUCCAGCUGGAAACAAAAGAGGAAAAAGAUAAAUAUAUGGAGUAAUGUGUGGAUAGAAUCCAUAGUAGCACUGUUUAGUCUAUGAGUCUAUUUUUCUAAUGAUGCAGUAAUUAAAUUGCAUCCCAGGAAAUUUAUAAAGUUUUGAUAUUUUCCCUACUCUGGAAUUUGAACUUUGUUCAUGUUUGUCAUACUGAACAUCUUUUUUUCUUGUGAAUUUAAAACCCAGUUGUGUAUUUUUUAAUUUUGAAUCCCAGUGUAAGAAAUGUUCUGAUUACAUCACUGAUUGAUAUGGUAGGAAACCAUGAGUCUGAAACCUACUAUUUAACUUAGUGUUAGUAGCAAUGUUUUUGUUGAUAAGGUUUACAUUAUGUGAAUAUAUGCACAUUUGUUUCUUAUAUACAGAUGGUAUGAACUCUAGGGCCUGUACUAGAAUCUGUUUGUUCCUUGAUAAAGGCCUUUUGAACUAUACUGCAGGGCAUCUUGUGAAUAUGUAUGUAAAUAUAUACAGAAAAAUACGCACAAUUGUGUGUGCAUAUAAACUAUAUAUUUACAGACCUACAACUUUUGCCUCAGACUGUUCCCCUUUUCUAAGGGUAUUCAGUUUUUCACCUGUUACGCUUCCAGUCCUCAGUGCUUGUAGAAUGAUGAGCUAGAGUUACCAGAUCAUUACAGUUGUUUGCAUAAAGGCUUAUUGAAAUGGUUACUGGAGUAAAUAAUUUGGCUGACUCAACUUCAUUGCCUUUGGUCUUUUCUAUUUUUGUUUCUCCCCUAACUUUUAGCAGCUGCUCCAAAUGAGGAAUGCAUAUCCUCAUUUUGCUUAUUUGAGAUGUUUUUCAUAUCUGAGAGAUGGACCUUCAGGAGCAUAUUUGAACUCCAGACUGGUGUUCUGGGACAAUGAGCUACUAAGCCAAAUUGAUUCUAUGCAGGUGAAGGAUGCACUGCUAGUUGAGUGAGAACUUUUCUAGCUAUUCCAAUACGGAGUUCUUUCUUAUAGGGCUAUUGACAUUGACACCAAAUGGAGUGGCUUCGCAGCCUCGUAAUGUCUUAAGUAAGUGCUUAAUUUGGAAUAGAGAAACAAUAUAUUUUAAGAAAGAAAAAUAUUCUUUGUAGCCACUUAUAAACUCUCGUUUUAACAGUAAACCAAGCUCCAGGUAAUAACACAUAAGCAUGUCCACUUGCAUCUGUGUGGUAUUUGUCUAUUUUCUAUUAGUGAUGUCGAGUGGGUAAAAAAGAGAACCCUUGGAAAGAGAACUGCCUUAGCCAUGACUUCAGAGAGAAUAUUAGGUAGACCUAUUUAUCUUUCAGGUAGUUUUGAGAUAGGAUGUGAACGUGGAAUUUCAUUGAAAAUAGUUUAAUUUUUUUUAUAUAGAAGGUUUUGUACAUAAUGUGCAUCAGUAAAUAUUUUCAGAGUCGUUUCACCAAGGCACCUUUUUUUUCUAUUAGGUAUUGUGCGUGCACGUGCACGCAUACACACACACACACACACACACACACACACACGAACACACAUUUUUAGUGUAAUGUUGGUUGAGUUUGAGUAUAAAAUUUGUUAAUCUGUUUUAUUUAUCUGCAUAGCAAUGUUUGGCUUUUUUUAAUGGAAAUUUUGCGCCUUGAUACAUUAAAAUAAGGAAAACAAUUUGUGUUUGAGCACUAAAUUUGUUUUUAUUUUUGCAUAUUUUCUUAAUACUGUAAUCCCCUGAUUCACAUCUUGGGGGAGAUUAGGAAAAUGGUUUGAUUUUGUGUUUUCAAUGACUGUCAGAAUUUCAUAUGCAACUACAGCAAAUGUUUUUCAAAAAGGACAUUGCAUUGUGCUACAAAAAUCUAUUUAUAUUUCUUGGUCCUUUUUCCUUUAUGUACUUUACAGUUUAAUAUGUUGAAUCACUGGAAAUUUGUAACAUUAAUUUGGGGUAGGAGUUUAAAUGUGUUGUCAUUGUCUCCAUCGUCUUCACUUUGUCCAGAGCCUAUUAUUAUGGAAACAAUAAAAUGUAUUGCAUCAGUUGCUUUGAAAUUUUA